AUGGUUACCGCACGACAACUCCGGCUCACUGUCAGGUCGGGUCUGUCCCCCCAUCAGGUCAUUGGCUACGACUCCGACGAUUACAAUGAAUUAAGUCGUUCGCCAACUAAAGCCAACAGAGCCAGGCCUACCACCACAAGGGCCAGCCCUCCCGUCCCCCCUGUUGUAAAGCCUUCAAAUGGACCGCCCGUUCCGAGUAAGUAA
Molecule: messenger RNA, 204 nt
Organism: Oppiella nova
Lineage: Eukaryota; Metazoa; Arthropoda; Arachnida; Sarcoptiformes; Oppiidae
Source: the annotation of a GenBank genome assembly